AUGAGAUACAUGGAGACCAGGAACAACGUGGCAGAGUUUGUUCUACUGGGGCUCACACAGAACCCACAGAUGCAGAAAGUCAUAUUCGUGGUGUUUUUGAUCGUCUACAUGGUCUCCAUGGUAGGAAAUGUGCUCACCGUGGUCACCAUCACCCUCAGCCCGCUGCUGAAGUCCCCCAUGUACUAUUUCCUGGCUCAUCUCUCUUUUAUCGAUGCUUGCUAUUCCUGUGUCAGUACCCCUAAACUGAUUGUAGAUUCUCUAUAUGAAAAGAAAACCAGUCUUUUCAAUGCAUGCAUGACUCAAAUCUUUGGGGAACAUUUCUUUGGAGGUGCAGAUGUCAUCCUACUUACUGUGAUGGCCUAUGACCGCUAUGUGGCCAUCUGCAAGCCCUUGUACUAUGCAACCAUCAUGAAUCGGCAGCUAUGUGGCCUGCUGGUGGGAGUGUCAUGGGCGGGAGGCUUUCUCCAUGGAUUCAUUCAGAUCCUCUUCAUCUUCAGAUUGCCCUUCUGUGGCCCUAAUGUCAUAGAUCACUUUAUGUGUGAUCUGAAUCCUUUGCUGGAUCUUGCCUGCACUGACACCCAUACUUUAGGGCUCUUUGUUGCUGCCAACAGUGGUUUCCUAUGUCUGUUAAACUUCCUCCUCUUGAUGGGUUCCUAUGUGGUCAUCCUGAACUCACUAAGGACCCAGAGCUUGGAGGCAAGGCAAAAAGCCCUCUCGACCUGUGUCUCCCACAUCACAGCAGUCAUCUUAUUCUUCGUGCCCUGCAUAUUUGUGUACGUGAGACCAGCAGCUACUUUACCUAUUGAUAAAGCUGUCGCUGUAUUCUACACUAUGAUAACUCCCAUGUUAAACCCCUUAAUCUAUACCUUGAGAAAUGCCCAGAUGAAAAAUGCUAUUAGGAAAUUGUGCAGUAGGAAACUGAUUUCAGGUGAAAUAUAA
Messenger RNA from Phacochoerus africanus (Common warthog), 939 nucleotides. Its product is annotated as olfactory receptor 4C46-like. Gene Ontology annotation, biological process: G protein-coupled receptor signaling pathway. The transcript has 2 exons. Gene Ontology annotation, cellular component: membrane. NCBI's taxonomy places the organism in Eukaryota, Metazoa, Chordata, Mammalia, Artiodactyla, Suidae. The record is from RefSeq and is a predicted model, not a curated record. The coding region runs from base 1 to 939 and encodes 312 amino acids. Gene Ontology annotation, molecular function: G protein-coupled receptor activity; olfactory receptor activity.